AUGCACGGGAUACUCGCCAUCGCCGCUCAGCACAAAGCCCACCUGCUCCCCCUUCACCGCGAAACCUACGUCACUCUCGCAGCAUACCACCAGGCUCACGGACUCGAAGGAUUCAUGCCUCACCUAAACAACGUCUCGGAAGAAAAUUGGGAGUCGUUAUUUUGCUUUGGAUCACUAGUGAUUAUGUAUGCGAGCUUGCUGCCGGCGAGGUCCGAGAGUGGGCGGCUUCCAGCUCCAAUAUCGGAUAUCUUGGAGCUCUUUUCGUAUGUGAAGGGUAUCCAAGCCGUGUUUGAGCCCUUCUUUGAUUACCUUCGUAGAUCUCUGCUGGCGCCGUUGAUUCAUGGGGUUUGGAUCGCCGACCCGGGAAAGUGGACAAGAACACCCACCCCGACGUCCGAGAGGAUUACGCAAACGCUGUACGGCACCUCCUCGACAUCGCAAGGCUCAUCGCCCACGCGGGCCUUUACAUAG
Molecule: messenger RNA, 471 nt
Organism: Scedosporium apiospermum
Lineage: Eukaryota; Fungi; Ascomycota; Sordariomycetes; Microascales; Microascaceae
Exons: 2
Coding region: 1-471 (156 amino acids)
Biological process (GO): regulation of transcription by RNA polymerase II
Molecular function (GO): DNA-binding transcription activator activity, RNA polymerase II-specific
Source: RefSeq, a predicted model, not a curated record